This is a messenger RNA of Cydia pomonella (codling moth), 4691 nucleotides long. RefSeq names its product eukaryotic translation initiation factor 4 gamma 2 (gene NAT1). NCBI's taxonomy places the organism in Eukaryota, Metazoa, Arthropoda, Insecta, Lepidoptera, Tortricidae. Bases 425 to 3997 code for a protein of 1190 amino acids. The transcript is spliced from 22 exons. Gene Ontology annotation, cellular component: eukaryotic translation initiation factor 4F complex. The record is from RefSeq and is a predicted model, not a curated record. Gene Ontology annotation, molecular function: translation initiation factor activity; protein binding; mRNA binding.
AGGCUGUAGAGGACGCUUUUGUUAGUUUUUCGACCGGAUAUAUUGUACUUGUUUAACACAAAAUUGCAAGAUAAAUGCAAUUACGUUUUUGUGAAAAAUCCAAAAAUCUUGUUAUAUUUUUAUUUCACGCCGUCUCAAUACCAAACAGUGCGCGACAGAUUUAAUUUCAUUAUAAGUUACUUGACUGGAGCAUUGUUAGACGAAGUGAAGCUUUUGUCUAUGUGUAGGUGUCAAAUAUUUCAGUAGUGUGCGUGCAACAGAACUCGCUUGUCGCGUUGCGGUGCGUGUGCUUUCUACAAUUGACUUUCAACGCCUCGUUACGGAGCACUAGGGCUAGACGACGGGUGUCAGCUAUGCCGGCGCGGGCGUCGACCGCGUCUCACCUGCGGCCGCCGACCGUCUGCUCCCGGCCGCUGAUCGAUACAUGUGCCGACUCCAAACUAGUUGGCGAACGGCAAUCGCACUAAUCAGGGCUCAUUCACAACACUCACCGACCGCAUCUCCACACGCGAACCAGUUUCGCGGAGGCGUGGUGGUAGCCGUACGCAGCGGACCGGGGCGGCAGAGCGAGGGGUGCGGCGGCGGAGCGCGCGGACUCAACGCCGACAAGACGGACAGCGCGCGGCAGCCGGGGCCCGUGCUGCGAGCCUCGGGGAGGACGCCCGUCCCCCUGAACAGGCGCCGCUGGGUCCCGCCCUCCUCACUCAGGGAACACGAUGUGCCCGACGGAGAUGCCAAGCACGACACCAUAUUCCGAAAGGUCCGCGGUAUCCUCAACAAGCUCACACCGGAAAAGUUCCAAAAGCUGAGCGAUGACCUGCUCGGCUUGGAGCUCGACUCGGACAAGGUCCUGAAGGGCGUGAUCCUACUGAUCUUUGAGAAGGCCCUGGACGAGCCGAAGUACUCGUCGAUGUACGCGCAGCUGUGCAAGCGGCUGUCCGAGGAGGCGCCCAACCUGGAGCCGCCCGGGCAGCCGUGCACCUUCCGCUUGCUGCUGCUCAACAAAUGCCGCGCCGAGUUCGAGAACCGCGCGCAGGCCUUCGCCGCCUUCGAGGAGCGCGCGCUCGCGCCCGAGGAGGAGGAGCGCCGCCAUCUCGCCAAGUGCAAGAUGCUCGGCAACAUCAAGUUCAUCGGCGAGCUCGGCAAGCUGGAGAUCCUGGCGGAGUCGAUCCUCCACCGCUGCAUCCAGAACCUGCUGGCGCGGCGCGCGGCCGCCGACCACCACGAGGACCUGGAGUGCCUGGCGCAGCUGGUGCGCACGUGCGGCCGCGUGCUGGACUCCGAGCGCGGCCGCGGCCUUAUGGACCAGUACUUCGCGCGCAUCGAGACCCUCUCGCACUCGCAGGAGCUGCAGCCCCGCAUCCGCUUCAUGCUACGUGACGUGGUCGAGCUCCGCAGGGGAGGCUGGGUGCCGCGCGCCGCCACCAGCCACGAAGGGCCGGUGCCGAUCCAGCAGCUGCGGCCCGACGCCAGCCCGCCGCGCCGCCAGGAGCGCGAGCAGCGCGACUCGCUGUUCCGCGGGGGGCUGCGCUCCCGUCCGCUCGACGACGUGCUGGCCGGCCUGGCGCUGCAGCCGGGCUCACUGGUGCCACCGCCAGACAAGCUGUUCGGCAACGGGUUCCCGUCGCGCGACGGGUUCCGGCAGCGCUCCGCGCCGUCCGCGCCGCAGGGCUACUACCACCACCAGCGCCAGCACUACAAGCAGGGCCGCGACCAGCAGGGCAACGGCAAGCAGGAGGCCCCGCGGCUGCACAAGGCGCGGCUGGCGGCGGGUGGCGCACUGGAGGACGUGCAGAUGCGGCCCGCCGCCUACAGCCUCAUGUUCACCGCGUCCGCCAACCGCCUGCCCAAGCAGCCCGCGCCGCCGCCGCUGCUGCUGCCGCCCGCCCCGCAGAGUGAGUACAGCACCCCGCCCACCCUACAGCCUCAUGUUCACCGCGUCCGCCAACCGCCUGCCCAAGCAGCCCGCGCCGCCGCCGCUGCUGCUGCCGCCCGCCCCGCAGAGUCCGCCAACCGCCUGCCCAAGCAGCCCGCGCCGCCGCCGCUGCUGCUGCCGCCCGCCCCGCAGAAGACGCUCGCGGGUGGAGCGCUGAUCAAAGAGCCGGCCAUCACCAUUAAGCCGGCGCCCGACAAGAAAGACAAGCCCAAAAAAGACAAGGGUCUGAACAAAGAGGAAGCGUGCCGCCUGCUGAUCGAGGCCGCCACGGCGGCGGCGGCGGCGGUGGGCGCGGCGGGCGCCGGCGACGACGACGCCGCGCUGCAGCAGCACGUGCAGAGGAUCCGCGACGCCGCGCUGCCCGACAAGCUGCUGCGCCGCGCCGUGCAGGCGCUGCUGGAGCACACGCUCGCGCACGAGGUAGGUGCGCUGCACUGCUGCAGCAGCACGUGCAGAGGAUCCGCGACGCCGCGCUGCCCGAUAAGCUGCUGCGCCGCGCCGUGCAGGCGCUGCUGGAGCACACGCUCGCGCACGAGGUGCGCUGCACUGCUGCAGCAGCACGUGCAGAGGAUCCGCGACGCCGCGCUGCCCGAUAAGCUGCUGCGCCGCGCCGUGCAGGCGCUGCUGGAGCACACGCUCGCGCACGAGCAGCACGUGCAGAGGAUCCGCGACGCCGCGCUGCCCGACAAGCUGCUGCGCCGCGCCGUGCAGGCGCUGCUGGAGCACACGCUCGCGCACGAGAGGAUCCGCGACGCCGCGCUGCCCGAUAAGCUGCUGCGCCGCGCCGUGCAGGCGCUGCUGGAGCACACGCUCGCGCACGAGAGGAUCCGCGACGCCGCGCUGCCCGAUAAGCUGCUGCGCCGCGCCGUGCAGGCGCUGCUGGAGCACACGCUCGCGCACGAGGUAGGUGCGCUGCACUGCUGCAGCAGCACGUGCAGAGGAUCCGCGACGCCGCGCUGCCCGAUAAGCUGCUGCGCCGCGCCGUGCAGGCGCUGCUGGAGCACACGCUCGCGCACGAGGUGCGCUGCACUGCUGCAGCAGCACGUGCAGAGGAUCCGCGACGCCGCGCUGCCCGACAAGCUGCUGCGCCGCGCCGUGCAGGCGCUGCUGGAGCACACGCUCGCGCACGAGGCGGAAUCCGACGCUGAGUGGGCUCGGCUGUGCUCGGCCACCAUGGCGCUGGUGCGCGGCGUGAAGCGCAGCAGCGUGAGCGAGACGCUGCGCGCACUGCCGGCGGGCGAGCGGCUGGCCGCGCUGCUGGCGCACGCCGUGCGGCACAAGCUGCUGGCGCUGGCCGAGCUGGGCGCCUGGGGCGAGGCCGGCGCACCCUACCCGCUGCUGCUCGACGUGCUGCAGCGCCUGCAGGAGCUGGUGGGGGCGGCGCGGGCGGCGGAGCUGUACGCGGAGAGCAAGCUGGACCUGUGCGCCGCGGUGGCGGGGCCGGGCGGGCCGGGCGGGCCCCAGGGCGGGCCGGGCGGUCCGGGCGCGCCGGGCGGGCAGGGCGCGCCCGGCGUGCUGGCGGCGCUGGAGGCGCGCGGCCUGGCGCACCUGGCGCCCGCGCUGCGCGUGCAGGCGCAGCUGGCGCGCCAGCUGCAGGCCGAGCCCGCGCCCGCGCAGCUCUACCGCUGGAUCAAGGGCAACGUGGAGCCCGCCGUGCGCCAGAACGCGGGCUUCGUGUCGACGCUGGUGGCGCUGAUCGCGGGCCACGUGACGGCGCAGGCGGGCGGCGCCGACAAGGCGGCGCUGGAGCGCGAGAAGGCGCUGGCCGAGGCCUACGCGCCGCUGCUCACGGCGCUGCUGCAGGGCCGCGCCGACCUGCAGCUGGCCGCCGUGUACGCCGUGCAGCUGCACGCGCACCACCACCGCUACCCCAAGGGCAUGCUGCUGCGCUGGUUCAUGUACCUGUACAACCUGGAGGUGUGCGAGGAGGACGCGUUCCUGCGCUGGCGCGAGGACGUGACGGACGCCUACCCCGGCAAGGGCGAGGCGCUGUUCCAGGUGAACACGUGGCUGACGUGGCUGCAGCAGCAGGAGUCGGAGGACGAGGAGGCGGAGGACUAGCUGCCUCAAGGACUCCCUCACGGACCUCCACGGCCCCGCACCGCUUCUGUUUCGCGCUCAUCUCAUUAUAUGAAUAUGAUUAAGCCAAAUAGUUAAUACCUACGUUCGUUACCGGUGACGCGCGACCGCCGGGUCCUGCGUUACUUAGGUCAAUUUUUAGGUUGUACGACGUAAAGGAAUAUUAGUAUCUCGAGAUAAUUUUUUGUAGGCCUUUUACUCAAUUUUGAUACUUUUUACAAAUGUAUACAAUGUAUAGUGUUCGUCUGGACGUAUGGCUGCACCCGUCGGCGCUCUCGCGAGCCCCUCGUUCACAUUGUAACAUAUAUCUUCUAUCUAUCCGUAUAUAUGUAUCACCCUAUCUAUGUAUAUAUAGUAUAUGAAACCUUAAAUCAUUUUUUUAACGUCAUGAACGUUUAUUUCAAUGCUACACGGACUUAGUGUUAAACUGUAAGAAUGCUUAAAUUUCAUUGUAUUAUCAAAAUUUAGGAUUUUAUAACUAGUAGCUAAAUAAAUAAAUAAAAAUAUUUAAAAAAAACACAAAAAAAGAAAUGUUCUGUUUCUAAGAGCGUAAGAAAUGUAUGUUGCGUGAGUUGUAAUAAAUAAAGUCGAAUCGAGAUGCGAAGUUCAGUAAUAUUGGUCAAUAUGUAUUCAUGGUGAGAAAUAAACUUCAGUGUAAUUUAUUACAAAAACCAAA